ACGAGGGCGGAGCGAACAGCGUGAACCUGAGUGUUUACAGCAGCCGCGGCGGGGCCACUCCGGAGGUGCGAGGAGCCAAACUCCGCGUGUCGGUCUGGUCUUCCACGGGGGUUUCGUCGCAGAGUCACAUCUGCUCCGAGAGCAGCCGCUGGAGAGUGAAGCCGCGCAGUCCCUCCUCCUAAACUCCCUUCCUCACGUCUCUGGAAAGUCCAAAAGGACAGAGAAGGUGGGGGCAAACGGCAGAGAGAACCAUGUUUUCCUUCAUGUUCCUGCUCCUCCUGGUUCCACGUGUGUUGUUCUCCUCGACACAUGUAGCGGUGAUCUCCCCGCAGGAUCCAGUCCUGCGUAUCGGCUCCAGUCUGACAGCCAGGUGCACGCUGAGCCCUGAGCUCGGCCUCCACGCCAGCACACUGUACUGGACGCUGAACGGGGUGCGCCUGUCCAGCAGCACCUGCAGCGUGGUGUCCUCCGACGUCCUGAGCGUCACCCUUCACAACCUGAACGGCUCCCGCCAGCAGUCUGGAGACAACCUGGUGUGUCACAGCGCAGAUGGACACGUCCUGGGCGGUUCUUGUCUCUAUGUGGGCAUGCCUCCAGAAAAACCGGACAAUUUAACAUGUUGGUCCCGCAACACGAAGGACUUGAGCUGCAAGUGGAGUCCAGGGGGGUCGGGUGAAACCCACAUUCGAACCAUAUACACCCUCAAGUACAAAUUGAGGUGGUACGGGAGAGAGAAAGAGUGUGAAAAUUACAGCUCAGGGAAGCAGUGUUACUCCUGCUACAUCCCUCGCAACCUCGCCCUCUUCACCCCGUAUGAGAUCUGGGUGGAGGCAACCAAUCAGCUGGGCUCUGCCGCCUCUGACAUCACCACCCUGGACAUCCUGGAUGUAGUGACCACAGACCCUCCUGCCAACGUGCACGUGAGUCGUGUCGGCGACCUUGACGACCAGCUGACGGUCCGCUGGGCCAGCCCACCCGAGCUCAAGGACAUCCUGUUUCAGGCCAAGUAUCAGAUCCGCUACAGACUGGAGGACAGCACUGACUGGAAGGUGGUGGAUGAUGUUGGUAACCAGACAUCAUGUCGGCUGGCAGGCCUCCGCCCUGGGACCGUCUACUUUGUCCAGGUGAGGUGCAACCCAGUGGGCAUCUAUGGCUCCAGGAAGGCCGGAAUCUGGAGUGACUGGAGUCACCCGACUGCUGCCUCCACGCCCAGCAAUGAGCGUCUGCAGAGCGGCUCGUGUGAUCCUAAGCCCGGUGAGCAGAACUCCACCCUGCGGCGGGAACUCAAGCAGUUCUUCGGCUGGGUCCGCAAGCACACGUAUGGCUGCAGCGGCAUGUCAAUCAAACUGUAUGAUCAGUGGCGGGUGUGGCUGCAGAAAUCGCAUAAAACGCCCAACCAGGUAGAUUCAACAAGACGAUAAUUCAUAGCACCACUGCGGUGUUUAAUUCAAGAACAGCGUCAAGAAGCACUGACGGAUAACUGGCCCCGAGCGUCUCAGCUGUGUGCGAGGUCCAACGCCCUGGCUGAGGGAUACUGCAGUGUUUGGUCAUCGGCCUUGAGUUUAAAGGGCCCGGGUGGAAGAUAACUGAAGUGAGACAAUGCAGCCUUUCUCUGCCAUUUCCGCUGGCCGAAUCUGUCUUUGCACAAACACUAACAUCCAGGGCCUCGUAACUGCACUUUUAUUCUGUAUAAAAGAAAGAAGUUAUGUAAUAGUUCAGACUUUUUAUUAACUUGAUGUAAGAUAAGCAAGUCUUAAAUGGUACUUUGAAGUCAAAUGGUAACAAAGCAUUACUCAAGCAUGUGGGAAAAAAUAUUAUGUAUUUCAGUGACAGUAAAAUGAGGGAAUGUGGAAUGAGUACCAAAUAUGGGUAUCUAUGUUUGCAAGUCAAGAAAUGUUAAGUAUUUUUUUGUAAAGCGGAAGUUAACGAACAGUUUUGUACUUUUCUAAAUCUCUAAACAGAUCAGAAUAUGUGAAAUUUACAUUUACAAAGCCAGUAAUCAAACAUCAAAAAUAUUUUCUACCAUCAGUGCAUUUAAAUUUAGAUCUUUCUAAACUGCAUAAUUAGUGAUCAGUGAUUAAACCCCAAUAAAAUAAGGCCCCAUUAUCUGUAACGUGUACAUACUGUUGUGUAUCUGAGCAGACAUUUUGAUACUUUAUAUUUUUAUAACUGUAUAUUUAAGGAAUGUGGAUUUUUAAGUUAUAUACUUUACUAUUGGUCAUUAAGACUAAAAAUACUGAGUAUAAAAUGUGUAUAAAAGAACAGUAAAGAGCAGAAAAUA
Messenger RNA from Xiphias gladius (swordfish), 2281 nucleotides. It is a transcript of the gene crlf1b, whose product is annotated as cytokine receptor-like factor 1b. The record is from RefSeq and is a predicted model, not a curated record. The transcript has 8 exons. Gene Ontology annotation, molecular function: cytokine receptor activity; protein binding. The coding region runs from base 252 to 1421 and encodes 389 amino acids. NCBI's taxonomy places the organism in Eukaryota, Metazoa, Chordata, Actinopteri, Istiophoriformes, Xiphiidae. Gene Ontology annotation, cellular component: external side of plasma membrane. Gene Ontology annotation, biological process: cytokine-mediated signaling pathway.